This is a messenger RNA of Myotis lucifugus (little brown bat), 3020 nucleotides long. It is a transcript of the gene GPRIN2, whose product is annotated as G protein regulated inducer of neurite outgrowth 2. Gene Ontology annotation, biological process: neuron projection development. The record is from RefSeq and is a predicted model, not a curated record. Gene Ontology annotation, cellular component: plasma membrane. NCBI's taxonomy places the organism in Eukaryota, Metazoa, Chordata, Mammalia, Chiroptera, Vespertilionidae.
ACCUGGUGCCAGCCCAGCUCAGGGGAGCUUCCCUGCAGGAUGCUGAGGCAGCCAUGAGCACCAGCCACCCUGAGCCCGGUGCCCGGGCACGGAGCCCCCAGCCAAGAUCCCUGUCCCGGAGCUCGUCCAGCCUGCUGGGUGACGGCCGGGGACAGAGGCCGGAGCUCCGAAAGAGUGCCAGCAGCACUGUCUGGCAGGCCCAGCGGGGCGCCAGCACCAGUCCCCAGGUCCAGGAGGAAGAGGGGCACCCAGCUGAGAGCACGGAGCAGGCACAGGGCCCCCGCCCUGGGCCACAGCCUGGUGUCACAGGCCACUGGCGGAGCAGCACGGUGGGCAACGUGUCUACUGUGGAUGGUGGUGACCUGUGUCGCCUGAGGGUCCCCAGCGCCGCUGCCGUGCAGAGGAGCCACUCAGAUCUGGUCCGCCCACAGACCCGGGGCCACAGUGGGACUCGGAGGGCCAGCCUCAGCUGCUCAGCCCUGGGCAGCUCGCCGGUCCACACACGGCUGCAGCCUGGCGGCACUUCUGGCCAGGGAGGGCAGGCCCCUGCAGGCCCGGGAAGGGACCUGGCUCCAGAGGAUGGGACGUCAAGCUCAGCCUGGACCCUGGGAGAGAGUCAGGUGUGGGUGUCGCCAGUCGACCUGGGAGGCACACCCACUCACAGCAGCAGCCCCGAGGCCAGGCCCAAAGCCACUGGGCAGUCAGCCGCCACCUCCUGCCGUGCUCUGCCCCCAGCAGCUCUACUCUGUGACAUGAGGGAGGAGGGCGCCCGAGGCUCCUGCCAUGCUCUGCCUGCCCCGGGGAUCCUGGCCUUUCCCAAACUAGUAGCAUCAGUGAGUGAGUCUGGGCUGCAGGCUCAGCGUGGCAUGAAGUUCCAGUGUGGGUUACCCGGGGGGCAUCCUGGGCAUUCCCCCUGCUGUGCCCAUCCUUGGGGUCCCACUGGCUCAGCUAUGGAGCCUGGCGCGAGGACCAAAGAUGUGUGGACCAUGACCUCAGCCAGUGACUUGGCCCCAGUGCUGGUGUCCCCUCUGUCAGCCCAGGAUGCUGGUGUGCAGGUGGCCCCCAUGGCAGUGUGCAAGGCUGUGGCCACCAGCCCGCCCCUGGAAGUCCCGGUGGCCCUGCACCCAUUCCCGGAGGUGACUCUGGGGUCCAGGCUGGAGGAGGCGCCGUCCCCGGUGCGGGAUGUGAGGUGGGAUGCUGAAGGCAUGACGUGGGAGGUGUACGGGGCUGCAGUGGACCCUGAGGUGCUUGGUGUGGCCAUUCAGAAGCACCUGGAGAUGCAGUUUGAGCAGCUGCAGCUGGCACCUGCCAGUGAGGACAGCCUGUCCUCAGAGGGCCGGAGGGGGCCGCUGCGGGCUGUCAUGCAGUCGCUGAGGCGCCCCAGCUGCUGCGGCUGCCCCAGCACAGCCCCAGAGUGAGGAGUUGUGGCCCCAAGGGCUGCCCUGCCCCCUGGACUCAGCCCCCCUACCAGGGACAGUGGGGGCCCCAUGCCCUUUGGACCCACUGGCAGCCGUGGACACGUCUGUGCUGUCAGCUGCCAGCAGAUGCAGGACUUCAGCCUGGGGACUUGCUAGGGGCAGCUGGACUGGUUUUUAAGGGCUUGAUUCCCACGGGCCACAUCUGCAUAUUGGGCGCUGAACUUUGGGGCAGUUUCAGCACCGUGUACAAGGGAGGGCCUGAUUUUUCUGUAAAAAUCAUCUCUGUCCAGUCUCUUCAGACUCCGCUGUGACUUCCCCUAGAGUCGUGGUGGCUUUACUUGAAAGCAGAGCUGAGACGAGGAGUCCUUGACAUGAAGCGGGGCCCAGGUGACGGUUCAGCUGGGUCUUUAGAGACGGGACCUGACGCUGCCAAAGGCUUCCUGUCUGCCACACCGUUCGGCACCUGGCCUUGCUGAGCCUUCACGCAUGGACGAAAGCGCAGACGUGUGGCCGGGCUGUGGCUGACGUCCUCGGGUUGGACGACAGAGCAGAGGCUGAGGUCAAAGCAGGGCUGGCUGAGGCCUGCGGUCUUCCUGCAGCUCGCCAGCCAGCCAGCCAGCGAGGCGGUUGUGCACGAGUCCCUCGAGGCCAUAUUCUGUGCCAGGUCUGGGUUCCCUGGGAAAUGAGACCGGCUGCACGUGCCCUCACUGCGCUCACGUGCGGAAGGGGCUCACCUCGGCACCAGGGAGCUGAGCUGUAAGAAAGGCCGCAGGUGUGUCUGAGCGUGGCUCCGUCUGUCACUGUGUCUGGGGUGGCCUCGGGAGUGGGAAAACAGGUGGCCCCUGUCCCCAAAUAUGUCACAGUCCUGAACUUGCACCAUUAUUACCUCAUUCCUUUGGUUUAAGGAUUUAUUUUCAGCUGGUGCAGUUACUCAACGAAGGGAGGGCAGGGACGGUGGGUAGAGGAGCCUGUGGUGGGGUCUCCCACUGGUGGGAAAUGGCAGGGGCUGUGAGGCUGUGGGCCUAUUUGCCCCGGUCCUGCAUACCUGACCUGACAUGGGCCAGGGCUCAUGGGGCCCAGGGGAUCAUGGGAGUGGGGGAGCCAGGUCACCAGGGCUUGACACAGAAUGACUUGACUGCCCAAGGAUCUCUCCAGGCCCACGGAGGAUGGAGUGGGCUUACAGUUGAAAAUCCAAGCUCCUGAGACAGAACCUGCCAGCCCACCUUUGAGGAGCCAGGUGGCGCCCCCGGAGCCCCACCCUGGUUAGCUUGCUGCCCUGAGACAACAGGAUGGGCCUUGGGCUUCACUAGCCAGGCUGCACAGCCUCAGCCCACUGGAUGGACCGCAGCUGGAUCUGAAUUUGCCCUGGAGACACAGACCACCCUGCCUCCCACCUUGUCCCUCGUGGGGCAGUCUGGCAGUUGUUCAGGCUCUCGGGACUGGCCACCAGCUUAGUUUACAGGUCUCCUCUCAGACCCAGAUUUCUGAUCAGACUUUCUGGAUUCCCUUCAGGCUCUGCUCUGGGAGGUGGUGGAUCUCAUUAUUUGUACAUUUCUUUUGAAUUUGAAAUAAAGUAUUGGAGGUUGGAGCUUUGCUAGGGAA